Sphaerodactylus townsendi is the source of this 3102-nucleotide messenger RNA. It is a transcript of the gene CAGE1, whose product is annotated as cancer antigen 1. The record is from RefSeq and is a predicted model, not a curated record. Lineage: Eukaryota; Metazoa; Chordata; Lepidosauria; Squamata; Sphaerodactylidae. Bases 112 to 3051 code for a protein of 979 amino acids. The transcript has 12 exons.
AAUAAUAAACCCCUUUGAGUCACUUCGCAUUUAAAAAUAACCAGGCGUCGCCUCUUUCGAGAGGAAUGUCCAGCGCCCGUCGCCCCAUGUUGGGUCUGGGAACGGAAAAUAAUGGGGAGGCACGAUGCGAUGCCCUCUGCAGCCGAGCCCCUCUCGCUCCCCCACGGCUGCGAAGGGGGGAGCCUCCUCUCGCCGCCCGACCUUCCUUCACGGCGCCUCGUCGGAAGGGCGCUCCGGCUCCCCCGCCUUGUGGAGCCGCCUUCCUCGCUUCGCCCUGCGGGCAAGUGUGUGGCAAGAGAGGCGUCUGGGCGGGCGAGGAAUGAAGAAGGGGGGGGGGGGUUCUCUCGCCGCCUCCCCGUCCCCGGCGCUCCCCUCCCUUUCCCCUCAGCCCAGACACAAAGGGGAGUCGCCGCUUAUGAUUCUGAAGAUGCUUCAGAAAAACUAAUGACACCACUCAACACUCUGAGAACUUGCCCUGUAGAUAAAGAUUGUUCCUAUACUAGCGAGUGGAAAGACUCCAAUGAAGAAUUAUCAUCCCAAGAAGAAGCAACGCAACAGUGCAGAAUACUGGAUAAGCAAAAGGAAAGCUGUGGAAUGGCAAAAGACCAUGGUCAAGAGGCAGCCUGGGAACUCACGACUGAGGAAGCUUUACCAGGCAAGGACUUAUUCUUGGAUACAUUGGCCAUGCCUACCCAGGAAGAUCCAUUGGUAAUCAUGGGGGAAUCAUUACUGGACAGCAUUGUGAAGGACUCCCCCAUCAAAGAAGUAUCAAGUUUUCUCACUCAGCCCACCAGCUCUUUAUUGAAGACAGAGGAGUCUUUUGCAGAUGAAGAUUUCCCUAUUACAUCGGAAGUUUCAAAUGUGGCUGAAAAAACAUCUGAUCAGGAUGGAAAUGUGGUGGACACUGAACAACCCACCAAAUCAGCAGACGCAGGGCUCACUGUUUCUCCAGAUACUUUGGACGAAAACGUCAACUAUAUUUGCACUCUCAUGCAAUCAAACAGACACUUAAAAGAACGUCUCAAGAGGAACCUGGCAUAUUGUACCAAUCAAGAAGAAGCGGUUAGCAGCCCUUCUCCACCAGAAAGUGUUGGAACUGUAUCCAAAAGAGAACAUAAAGCAGAAAAGAAAUUAACACCUCUACAAGCAGAGAUGGCAAAAGACUGUAGGCAAGGGGAUGUAGGAGACCAAGGCAUUUCUCCUUCCCACGUUACAAGGAGCUGCUGCCUGAAUCCUUAUGAAGCAUCCCUAAAACUCUAUGAGAGAAACACCUUGGAAUUUAGUUCAAAGCAACUGCUGCUUCAGGAAGGUGACAUGGACUUCUAUGGGACAAUUAAUGGCUUAGGGCACAACCAGCAACAGCAGCUGACCCACAUUUUGGAUCUUCAGCACUGCAGUGUGGUUUUAGAGAAGAAGAUUAGUGAAAUGGAGACACUGCUGCUUCAGGAAGGAGAUAUGGGCUGGGACAAAGCCAUCCAGGAACUCAAGCAGGACCAAAAGAAGCAGCAGACCCAAAUCAUGGAUCUCUACUACGAUGCUGUUUCCAUGGGAACCAGGGUUAAAGAGUUGGAGGUGGACGUUCUCAAGCAGCGUGACUUCUUUGACACCAUCAACACCUUGAAGAGGACUGUUGCUGAUCUCACAGAAGCCAAGAACAGGGCCACAGAGGAGAAGGACAGGGCAGAAAGUUUCCUGAAGAGCAGAGAAGAGGCUUUCGCCAGCACUAAUGGUCAUCUUCAGGAUGUUGAGGCGGAGAGAUCAACUCUGAUGCUGCAGCUGAAAAAGUUUAAGGCUGAUGUGAGUGCCUUCCAGGGAAAGCUUCAGGAAGAAAUGGAACAGAAGGCCAAAUACAUGGACCAGUGUGUGGAGCUGGACUCCAUUUUCCACAGGAAAGAGCAAGAAAUACAAGAGCUGAGGAACAUCAAGCACCAGUUGGAACAGGAGGUUGGAGGCACUGUGUCAGCUCUGCAAAAGAUGAAGGAAGAAAAGCACACCCUUGAGAAGCAUGUCAAAUCCCUGCAGGCAGUGCUGCAGAGGCAGAAGGACGAGCGGCGGGCUGAAAGGAAAAGGCUGGGCUCCAGAUACAACAAACUGGUCGCUCAGAUCAAAAUCUUGCAGGUGCAGUCUGAGAACGAACAGGCGGAGAUGGAGAAAAUGCAGCAGCAGGUCCACAUGUUCAGAAUGGAGAAUGACGGACUUCAGCAGCAGGUGGCAAAGGGCAAAAAUGAGAACCAGUUACUACAGGCGGAGUCUGCCAGGUGGAAAGAACAGUGUGACCAGAUCAGAGAAUCACAAACACUGAAGGAGAAGAUGCAGUACCAGAUUAUCGAGGUACUCAGCUAUAAGCUUCAACUACAGCAGGAAGAACUGAGGAAAAAAGAAGAAAUAAUCGCAUGGAAGAUGCACAUUUUGGGAAGGCUUCAUUUGGACAUGAAGUCAGUGCAGUCUGAUUUGUCCACCAGAAGCCUCCACACUGAAGAAAACCAUUCCAACUCUCCCUAUGUCCAGAAAGCAUCCAACCUCUUGACGAAAAUUCGCAGUCUUUUGGCUCUAACAGAGGGCUUACUUACCUGUCAGGACAGCAAGACAGUUGCUGACAGUUCCAAGAAGAGUCAAACUGGUAUCGAACAAAAUGAAGAAACCAAGAGCUUCUCAAUUAAAAAUAAAACCAAGAAACACAAGAAGAACUCAGCAGCUACACGGGAGUUAAUAAUUAAGGAGAGAUCUUCUGAAGGCCACCACAGUCUGCUAACUGGAACUGGGCAAGAGGAAUCUCCCCAUGGUUCAGAUGAUCUGCCUGAUCUUCUACGAACAAAGCUGAGAGAAAACCACAACCUAACAGACGAUAACUGGAGUGUGUUUAAAGAUUUGGAAACUAAUUUGGCAUCCAAAGAAGAACAGUGCAAAACUGUCACUGGGGACAACAGAAAGCUUCAGAAUGAUUUUGGUAGCUUGGCAUGUAAGGCUUCAGGUGCCUUCCAGCAAUUUCAUCAUAUCUAUCAUGGUACCCAGCGGCUUCACAGUCUACCUAAUGGAUAUGGACGGUUUUGAGAAAGGAUGAUAAAACAGAACAAAUAAAUACAUAAUUUCAAUUCCCUAGCA